Molecule: messenger RNA, 818 nt
Organism: Oenanthe melanoleuca
Lineage: Eukaryota; Metazoa; Chordata; Aves; Passeriformes; Muscicapidae
Product: echinoderm microtubule-associated protein-like 3
Exons: 6
Coding region: 1-669 (222 amino acids)
Biological process (GO): microtubule cytoskeleton organization
Cellular component (GO): mitotic spindle
Molecular function (GO): microtubule binding
Source: RefSeq, a predicted model, not a curated record
AUGUCCCCAUGUCCCCUCCCCAGGUGGCUGGUGCUGGACACGGACACGCGGCAGUUCCUGGCCGGGGGCUCUGACAGCAGCGAGCAGCUCUCGGUGGUUCGCUUCUCACCGGACGGUUCCUUCCUGGCCAUCGGCUCCCACGACAAUUUCAUUUACAUCUACAGCGUGGCCGAGGGCGGCCGCAAGUUCACCCGCUUCGGCCGCUGCACCGGUCACUCCAGUUUCAUCACCCACCUGGACUGGUCCAAGGACGGCCGGUUCAUCAUGUCCAACUCGGGGGAUUAUGAGAUCCUCUACUGGGACGUCGCCGGCGGCUGCAAGUUGCUGCGGAACCGUUUCGAGAGCCGGGACCGGGAAUGGGCGUCCUACACCUGCGUGCUCGGCUUCCACGUCUUUGGGGUGUGGCCGGACGGCUCUGACGGCACCGACAUCAACUCGCUGUGCCGCUCGCACCACGAGCGCGUGGUGGCCGUGGCUGAUGAUUUCUGCAAGGUGCACCUGUUCCAGUACCCCUGUGCCCGGCCCAAGGCGCCCAGUCACGUGUACGGCGGGCACGGCAGCCACGUGACCAACGUGCGCUUCACGCACGACGACGGGCACCUGGUGUCGCUGGGCGGGAAGGACACCAGCGUCUUCCAAUGGCGGGUGCUGCCCGGCGACAGCGGCUGAGCCCCGCGCUUCCUCUUCCUCGCUGCUUCCUCCUCCCCUUUCCCCUUCCUGGGACCAAAGAGCGGCUCGGGGGUUGGUUUGAACCCUCCCUCCCGCCGCGUUUUCGCGCUGCACUGUGACUGAGGCGUCAAUAAAGCCUUGGGGUCAGG